Molecule: messenger RNA, 1278 nt
Organism: Caretta caretta (loggerhead turtle)
Lineage: Eukaryota; Metazoa; Chordata; Testudines; Cheloniidae
Gene: CFAP418
Product: cilia and flagella associated protein 418
Cellular component (GO): cytosol
Source: RefSeq, a predicted model, not a curated record
CCCCCUCCCUCCGUGGCGCGCGUGCCCGCGGGCUCCCUGGCAACCGCCGACGGCGCGGCGAUGGCGGACGAUCUGGACGCGCUGUUAGACGAAGUGGAGACCAAGUUCUGCCGCCUACAGGCGCUGGGGGCGGCCGGGAAGCGGGACCGCGGCGGAGGAGAGGAGGCGGCCGGGGAGAGGGACAGAUCAGCUAAAAUACUAACAAAGGCUGUCGUUGAUGAAGAGAAUAUAGAUGACAUAAUUAAAGAUAUCAUUGAUGAAAGCAGCUUUUCCAAAAAAACUGUGAAACUGACAUAUAAAUCUGAAAGUCCCACAUCUGAAAGAAAUAGUGCUUCCAUUCAGGCUCAUGGUAAAAGCUGUUGUCCAGUGUAUCUUGGCGGAAGCUCUACACCACGUGGUAUAGGAACAAAUAUUUCGCAGAGAACAUGUGAUCAGCUACGUUGUACUGCCUGUGACUUCCAUGUGUCUCAUUACAAUGACUACCAGUGGGAUAAGUCAUGUGAUUAUCUCUUUUUCAGGAAUAACAUGCCUGAACUCAGUAAAUUAAGAGCAAAGAUGAUAAAGAAGAAGGGAUCACGGGCUUAUGCUUGUCAGUGCAGUUGGAGAUCCAUUGGUGAACUAACUGACCUCCGAACAGACCGGCAGCUUCGUUGGGUCUGUGGUAAACAUGUAGAAUGAAGUCUUCUCACAUAUUUGGUAUGCGUUCCUGUGUGAAAACAGACUUUCAAGUCAAACUGACUUCCUUUUACCAUGCAUUUCCCACUCUAUUUUCUGAGAACAGAAAGGAACCUGAAUGUUUUAUCUAGAACUAGAUAGUGACACUGAAUUCAGAACUGAACAUUUUUCCUCUCACUGUAACAGUCUCAUGAAUUAAGGGAGUUCAUAGAGGAAACAGCCAGCUUGGAGGCCUUCUAUUCCCUAGAGUGCCAGCUACAGGUGACAUUAGAAGUGUUAAUGAUAAGUGGGCUUGAUGCGCUCCUCCCCUCAUGCCGUUGGAGGGAGAAGAAGCCAGUGAAACCAAAUGGGGCACAGAAAAAGCAGCUUAUAAGCCCUUGUUUUCUUCACUACCUGCAUAUAUGAAAUAUGCACAAGUAUUAUGUAUGGCUUGUUUUUUUUUCAGCACUGGAAAUUAUCAUAUUGAAAAAUGGACUAUAGUUCAAUUUCGGCAAAGGGGAUGGGAUCAUUUCAUACAGUGAUGUAAAAGAAAAUGGAAUGAAAACACUGUACUGAAAAUAUUUUUACUAUUCAAUAAAAUAGUAUUCUAAGGAUUCAUUCAGA